Helianthus annuus (common sunflower) is the source of this 2198-nucleotide messenger RNA. RefSeq names its product putative receptor-like protein kinase At4g00960. Lineage: Eukaryota; Viridiplantae; Streptophyta; Magnoliopsida; Asterales; Asteraceae. Gene Ontology annotation, biological process: protein phosphorylation. The transcript has 7 exons. Gene Ontology annotation, molecular function: protein kinase activity; ATP binding. The record is from RefSeq and is a predicted model, not a curated record. The coding region runs from base 80 to 2038 and encodes 652 amino acids.
CCAACGUCUUCUACCAUCUAUUAUUUUAAUUAUCUUCCGUAGUUGGGAUCCCUUCCUCCCAUAAGAGGGUGAGAGAAACAUGCUAAUGCUUAGCGGAAAAGCACACCUCUUAUUCUGUCUUAUAUUCAUAUACCUAAUUAAUUUUCUCAUCAAAGCCCAACCGCCAUACCCAUUCAUAAAGUGUCAAAACGAUACAACCUAUGCCCCCAACAGCAACUACAGUAGAAAUCUUGAUGCCGUUUUGGUGUCUCUCCAGCCCACCAACUCAGACUACGGUUUUUUGAACUCUUCAGCCGGUGAAGGAAGCCAUAUAGCCAACGCGAUUUUCCUUUGCCGUGGCGACGUUGAGCUAAACAUGUGUAUAGGUUGUUUGAGGGAGUCUAAGUUGGUGUUAAGAUUACUUUGUCCUAACCAAACAGAAGCUGUGAUAUAUUAUGAAUUUUGUUUGUUGAAGUACUCUAGUGCCCCUAUACUGGGGAAUAAUGAUAUGAUGAAAGAUCUUUCCUACACGAACAACUUUAAUAACGCCGCUAAUAAGGAGCAAUUCGAUGGGAUUCUCCUACCCUUUAUGAACAAGUUGCAAGGCGAAGCGGCUGCUGGGGGUUCAUCGCUCAAGUUUGCAAUGGAGGACACAAAUGCGCCUAAUUCUACAAGACUUUACGGCCUUGCGCAGUGUAUUCCAAGUUUAUCGCAGUCGCAGUGCAAUGAUUGUUUGCAAUUCGCGAUUGAUCAAUUCCCAUCCUGCUGUAACGGGAAACUUGGUGGAGUAGUUCUUAUGGCACGUUGUAAUGUCAGGUAUGAGACUUACGAAUUUUACAUCAACCCAAGAAUUCCCUCGCCACCAUCUCCGCCUGUUCCAUCACCACCAGGAAAAAAGACUAACCAAAGUCGGACUGCAAUCUUUGUCAUUAUUCCAACUGUUAUAGCAAUACUCAUUGCUUCCAUCUGCAUUUUCAUUAUAUUGAGGAGGAAGAAAACUCUGGCCAAAAAAGAUGAUAGAAUGGAUAUAAGCACUAUCGAAUCACUUCAAUACCACUUUGGAACAAUAAAAGAAGCUACCAAUGACUUUUCUGAGAGAAAUAAGCUUGGAGAAGGUGGAUUUGGGUCAGUGUAUAAGGGUCUUCUUCAAAGUGGACAAGAUAUAGCAGUGAAGAGGUUGUCAAAGGAUUCAGGACAAGGUGAAACUGAAUUCAAGAAUGAGGUCAUGCUUGUUGCAAAGUUGCAACAUCGUAAUUUGGUUAGGCUCCUUGGUUUUAGCUUAGAAGGAACCGAAAGGCUUCUUGUAUACGAGUUCAUGCCAAAUGCAAGCCUUGAUCAUUUUAUAUUUGAUCCAACUAAGUGUGCACUCAUUGAUUGGAAUAGACGUAAUAAAAUUAUAAAAGGAGUUGCCCGUGGUCUUGUUUACCUUCAUGAAGACUCACGCUUGAAGAUAAUCCAUCGUGAUAUGAAAGCGAGUAAUGUUUUGUUAGAUGAAGAAAUGAACCCAAAAAUUGCAGAUUUUGGUAUGGCAAGGUUGUUUAACCUCCAAGAAACUCAUGGAUGCACAAAUCGAAUUGUUGGGACUUAUGGUUAUAUGCCUCCAGAGUAUGUCAUGCAUGGACAAUUUUCAGUGAAGUCAGAUGUUUUCAGCUUUGGAGUGUUAGUGCUUGAAAUAAUAACGGGUCAAAAGAAUCAACACUUUAUGAUUAAGGAUAAAACAGAACUCCUUCUUAGCUAUGCAUGGAAAAGUUGGCGAUAUGGCACUACCUCAGAUAUGAUAGAUCCUGCAUUGUUGGUCGACUCCAGUUCAUUACAAGAAAUAAUUAGAACCAUCCAUAUUGGUUUGCUAUGUGUUCAAAGUAAUGCUGUUGAAAGGCCAACCAUGGCUUCAGUUGUUCUUAUGCUUAAUAGCUCAUCUUUUACUCUCCAAAUACCAUCUGAGCCAGCAUUUUUCAUGAAUAGUUUUGCAGCAACAACAAGUGGCUCAGAAAACUACAAUCAAAUAUCUUCUCACUCUUCAAGAAAAGAUGAUUCAAUAUCUAAUAUUGUUGCACGAUAGUCUUGUUACCUAUUUAGUCUUGUAACGAGCCAUCAUUCUCAAGUGUUACUUUCAUGAUGAAUUAGAAUAUUUUAUAUGUAAUACACGUACACAUAUUCUUGUCAUAUGUAUUAAACGAUAUAUGAUGAUAUUUAUGAAAUUAAAGAGUCAUAUAAGUCAA